GUCUGUCCGUCCCCACGCGCCCCGAACGCUCCCUCGACUCUCCGUCUCGUUGCUUUCUGAGACCGUCCACUUCCAUUCUGUAUCCUUCCUGGUGUUGUUUACGCAUCACUUUGUUGCAGCCUUACAUUUCGCCCUUUCCUACUAGAAAAGCAAAAUGAGCAUGGACGCAGGCGGUCUUGCUCAAAUGACUUACAACAACUUCCCGUCCAACGGCGGCAUUGGUAUGCCGACCGCCAGCUUCGCCUCCCGCGGAAAGGGUGCGUCGCUCAAGCGCCUGAGCGUUGCCUCCCCUCCCAAGGUUGCCUCGAUUUCCGAGAACGCGGAGACGCCGACUCCUCGCACCAGCCGCUCUCACCUUCUCGCUGGCCUCCGUACUGCUCCGAAGACUCCGACGUCCGCCCAACCUCCUGCGUCGGCUCCCUACGGCCAGCGCCAGCACCAUAUGGGCAGCGGGGAUGCAGGCCGCUUCGCCCACCAGGGUUACAAUGCUGCCAACCAAGGCGUUCCUCAGACUGCCAUUGGAUCUGGCUUCUCAGGUGCCAACCAGUUCAACCAGCACCACACGCUCUACGAUCAGGUGCUGGCGCCGCCGCCCGUGCAGUUCGACGAUGCCGAUAUCGAUCCUAGCAUCGCUGCCCAGCUCCUCGCGACGGAGCUCUACCUCGCUCAGCGACAGCAGCAGCUCCAGCAGCAGCUCCUCAACCUCACGGCUCAGCAGUUCGGCGCCAUGAAUCUGACCAACGGACUUCGGCAAUCGCAACCAUUCCCGUCGACGCCUUUCACGCCACAGAUGAACGCCUACGGUCAGCAAUUCCAGAACACCUCAGCUCCCCAGGAGACCGACCAGCCUGGUGUCUACCUUGCCUUCAAUCAACUUACUGGGCAAUAUCAAUACGUGGUAGAUCCGAGCUUCCAGCAGCUUCAGCAGGACGACAUCCGAACUCAGACUGUGUCUGCCAAUUUGUCGCACUCUCCGCCUCCCCCGACUCCGAGCUUCACCUCGUCCCCUCCCAAGGUCAACACGCCGACUCUGCAGGUGUCUCCUCCCAAUGAGAUCAGCCCAAGCCCUUGGGCCUCCCGCAGCUCAUCCCCGCCAAAGAAGUCCCCGACCCCGCCGCAGGAGUACGACCCGCUUCCGCCGCCGUCCGCCAACGCCUUCCGCCGUGGCCACAAGAAGAACCUCUCUUCGCUUGCUGUGGACGCCAAGGCGGAAACGCCAGAGGGCCCGAAGUCUGCCUUUACUCGCCCGGUUGGAUUCCCCGCGACUCCCAACACGGGCUCCUUCGGCCCAGGGCAGGCGCGUGCUGGAGAACACCCCCUCCGACAGCCUCGGGGACCGCCGCCACUAGAAGAGCUCCAGGUCAGCCCCACCACCAAGCACGAGGGUAGCAAGAACUUCGCUACGCGCCAGCGCCGACAGGCUGUGAGCAACCUCGUUCGUGCCGGCAUCGGCCGCCGUGGACACCGCACCGAUAGUGCUGGCAGCAUGAGCCCAGUGAGCGAGACUGAGAUGUCUUUCCCACUGUCCGACUCCGACAGCGUCCACAGCGCGGGAAGCGGCAGCCUUUCUGGCAAGCCUAGCAUUGGAAGCCUCCGUGCAGCUGCCAACGGCGCCAUCGGAUCCGAAAGGAAGGCCUCGAAGGAGCGCUCUCGGGACCGCACCACUGUCGACCGCUCUUACACUGCCAACAGCGUUAGCAGCGAUGAGGGUGCGUCGGUUGGUGGCGGGCUUGUCGAGAUCCGAGUGGACGAGCCAAAGCAGUCGGGCGAGCGCCGCACAAUGCCCAAGCUUGUCCUCACCAGCGCUGAGAAGCGAAAGAGCUCGAUGUUCUAAGUGUCGCCGUUCCACUCCGGGAUACCUUCUCGGCAGAUUCCGAGGCGAUCUUGUUCAUAUUGUUGCGGCGUCUUAGCAGGCGUUGCGACAUUACUUACGGCCAGUCACGACUUGUUUCUUUGCUUUGCGUUCAUUGGAUUGGGGUUGCAUUUUGGGUGGGGUUCACUGUUAUUGCUCUUUCAUGAUU
This is a messenger RNA of Trematosphaeria pertusa, 2021 nucleotides long. RefSeq lists its product as uncharacterized. NCBI's taxonomy places the organism in Eukaryota, Fungi, Ascomycota, Dothideomycetes, Pleosporales, Trematosphaeriaceae. The transcript has a single exon. The record is from RefSeq and is a predicted model, not a curated record. Bases 155 to 1834 code for a protein of 559 amino acids.